AUGUGGCGUCAAAAAAGUUUUUCUUUUUCCAGUUUGUUACAAAAAGCUGUGGUCGAAGAGAUUAAAGACAACGUCAUACCAUCGCUGUCGGUCAGGAGAGGGAGUACGGCAAAUUUACAACCCAAUUCGAAUAACGUUCAAUUGAGAAAAUUCAGUUUUCCGACAGCGUUGCCAUCGAAUUUUUUAGGUCUCGAAUCGACGGCCAAAAGAAGAUUCAGCAGCGUGUCCGAUGCAGUCACGAGAAAAUUAUCGAGCACCAUAGGAUGGAAAAAUGGUCAAAAACAAUGUCAGGAAAUUGUUCUCGUUGGUAAAAGUCUUUGCAGUCAAUACAUUCGUAGCAGACUCAAACGUUCGGGAUUUUUAAAUAAAAAAUGCAGUUUGCAAAGAGUUCGUAGUGCCGUCAACAUCGGUGGUUUAGUUUUUCGCGAAGUGUAUCCGGAAUUGUUAGGCCUGGGGGUCGAAUUGGAAAGGUUGCAUCCCAAAGUGUACGUAAACAUAAUAAGGCAAGCUUGUUCCAUACCGGGAGGAAGGCUAACGUCUGAAAAAGAAGUUGGAGUCAUAUUAACGACAAUAUCUAGAGAGCUUUUGAAAAACGAAUUAACGUGGGGAAAAGUCGUGUCACUUUAUGCUGUUGCGGGUGGUUUGGCUGUCGAUUGCGUCAAACAGGGACAUUACGAUUAUUUAAAAUGCAUUGUCGAAGCAAUGGAAGAAAUAUUAGAAGAUGAUUUAGCACAUUGGAUUCAAUGCAAGGGAGGCUGGGUAUGA
Molecule: messenger RNA, 765 nt
Organism: Pediculus humanus corporis (human body louse)
Lineage: Eukaryota; Metazoa; Arthropoda; Insecta; Psocodea; Pediculidae
Product: protein apoptosis regulator Bcl-2
Exons: 2
Coding region: 1-765 (254 amino acids)
Biological process (GO): intrinsic apoptotic signaling pathway in response to DNA damage; extrinsic apoptotic signaling pathway in absence of ligand; regulation of apoptotic process
Cellular component (GO): mitochondrial outer membrane
Molecular function (GO): protein heterodimerization activity; protein homodimerization activity
Source: RefSeq, a predicted model, not a curated record